Molecule: messenger RNA, 1002 nt
Organism: Zerene cesonia (dogface butterfly)
Lineage: Eukaryota; Metazoa; Arthropoda; Insecta; Lepidoptera; Pieridae
Product: ervatamin-B-like
Exons: 5
Coding region: 1-1002 (333 amino acids)
Cellular component (GO): lysosome
Molecular function (GO): cysteine-type endopeptidase activity
Source: RefSeq, a predicted model, not a curated record
AUGUUUUGGGUACUACUCCUACUCUCCGCUUUAUCUACUGAAGUCUUCACAAGGUACACUCUUUUAGAUCAAAAUUACUAUGACUUGGACAAUGUAAAGGAUAUAUUCGAAGAGUUUAUUAUUAAAUAUAACAAGGAAUAUGAUGACGAUGAAUAUGAACAUCGUUUAGACGUUUUUAAAGACAGUUUGCGGAAAAUCAAUGAAUGGAACGAGAAAAAUCCAGGAACGUAUGGCUUGAACGAGUUCUCAGACCUCACGAAUGAGGAAUUUUCACAAAUAUAUUUGGGGUUUAAUGGAAAUUUUAGUAGUGAACCCAUACAUCUGGAAAUAGAUGAAGUAGGCAGAUCUGGACCACCAGAAUACUUGGAUUGGCGCGACUACGGUGUAGUUACUCCGGUCAAGGAUCAACAGACUUGCGGUUCUUGUUACGUUUUCAGUGCUGUUGCUCACAUCGAAAGUCAAUUCGCGUUGAAGCAUGGUCCCAAUACCCAGAUACUUCUCUCCGAACAACAGGCACUCGAUUGUGAUGAAUUAGAUGAUGGGUGUCAUGGAGGACUACCAGGAAACGUUAUCAUUUCUUUGGCGUCGCACGGGGGUUUAAUGCCAGAACAAUGGUAUAAAUACGUAAGCGAAAAAUUAAAUUGCAAACUGAAUACGAAAAAUAUAAUUGUUAAAGUUAAAGGCAUCAGCUUCGAAGGAUUGCUUAGUGAAGAGAUGCUGAAAUACGCAGUGGCCACUUAUGGACCUUUGUCAAUUGCUCUGCAUGUCACAGAAGAAUUCCGAUAUGUUAAAAGCAGUAAGGUUUUUACGCCUCAUUAUGACAACUCUACCGGAGGCCAUGCAGUUUUACUAGUGGGAUAUGGAACAGAGAAUGAUGAAGAUUAUUGGAUUAUCAAGAAUUCCUGGAGUAGUCGUUGGGGUGACAGAGGAUACGUGCGCUUGAGGCGAGGCAUCGGUGCCUACGAUAUUGGCCACUAUGUCGUUAUGGCGGACAUAGAAUAA